Molecule: messenger RNA, 849 nt
Organism: Cucurbitaria berberidis CBS 394.84
Lineage: Eukaryota; Fungi; Ascomycota; Dothideomycetes; Pleosporales; Cucurbitariaceae
Exons: 5
Coding region: 1-849 (282 amino acids)
Cellular component (GO): plasma membrane
Molecular function (GO): acetate transmembrane transporter activity
Source: RefSeq, a predicted model, not a curated record
AUGGCAGCACCUACAGCAACAGGACAACCGACCGUGGCCGGCGCCGGCUCCGAUAGAAUAGACAAAGAACCGCAGCUAAUGCAUACUUCUACGAACAUCUCUUUGAGCCCAGAGCUUUUCGAGAAGCUAUAUUUGGCUCCGAAAGUCCCGCAUACGGCAGAUAUCGCUGGUAGAUAUGCAAAUGCGACCCCCUUGGGAUUUCUUGGCUUCGUUAUAUCUACAUUUACUUUCAGUAUGGUGCUGAUGGGAUGGGGUGGCGCAAGCGGACUACCUGCUGUUGCUGGUAUAUUUUUCUUCACAGGGCCUGUUCUCCUCCUUCUCUCCACUAUAUUUCUCUGGAUCCAGGCACAGUUCUUCCCAAUGAUGGUGUGCGGUCUAUUCUGUGUUUUUUGGCUAUCCUUUGGGCUUCUCCAAUUACCUACACUUGGACUAGCAGCGGCAUACUCGCCCACUGGGGACGCAGCAGCAGGGGUAUUGUCGAAAGAGAUGAACGCCGUCAUUGCGUUAUAUCUCUUAGUCUGGGGCUUCGCCUUGGGAACGUUCUGGUUGUUCACAAUUCGGAUCAAUGCGGUGUUCGCUGGGAUUUUCGGGUUCGUGACAAUCGGAUCUUGGGUACUCAGUGGUGCUUAUUGGGCAUUGAGCAAUGGGAAGCUUCAGAAGGCAUUGCGGUUGCAGAAGGCUGGUGGUGCUCUCCUAUUCAUCGUGGGAUUACUAGGUUGGUACAUGCUAUUCGUGAUCAUGGUCGCAGAAAUGCGGUGGUCUGUAAACCUGCCGGUCUGGGAUCUAAGCCACUACUGGAAAAAGACUGAUAUCGAAUUGGCAACGAUGGAGAAUGGGAAGAAUGACUAG